Messenger RNA from Trachemys scripta elegans, 3374 nucleotides. It is a transcript of the gene MICU2, whose product is annotated as mitochondrial calcium uptake 2. The transcript is spliced from 13 exons. The record is from RefSeq and is a predicted model, not a curated record. The coding region runs from base 316 to 1386 and encodes 356 amino acids. Gene Ontology annotation, molecular function: calcium ion binding. Gene Ontology annotation, cellular component: uniplex complex. NCBI's taxonomy places the organism in Eukaryota, Metazoa, Chordata, Testudines, Emydidae. Gene Ontology annotation, biological process: calcium import into the mitochondrion; mitochondrial calcium ion homeostasis.
CGUUGGUUCUGUAGCUGCUUCCGGGAAGAUGGCGGCCUGGAGAGCGGCGCUGGCUGCCGGUGCCCGGCGUUCGCUGAGGGGCAGCGUCUCCGGGCUGCGGGCCCCCGGGAGCCAGCAGCGGUGUCCGGGUCUGUGGGCUGCAGGUGCCACCCUACUUGCAGGAGGCUCCUUGGCAGCGGGUUACAGCGGCUGGUGCGGACGGGCAGCGCCCGGUGGGUUCCUGACGGUGCUGGCUCAGAUAGAGCCCUCCUGGAAGAGCCUCCAUUGCUUAAUUCAUCUGAGGUCAAGCAGAAGGAAGAUGUCGCUAAUGAGGAGAUGGCAGAAAAACUGUCUAUUCGAAAACAGCGCUUUAUGAAGUUUGCAUCCUUGGAAUAUGAUGGAGAAUAUUACAUGACACCUAGAGACUUCCUGUUCUCAGUAAUGUUUGAUCAAGUCGGCCGUACAGCAUUGGCCAAGAAACUGACAAAAAAGGAGGCAGAGGCUACAUUGGUAAAUGUUACAAAGGCUGAGCCAGGACCAACCUUUUUUAGAGACCUCGGCGAUAAAGGACUGAUCUCAUAUACCGAGUACCUCUUUUUGCUGACAAUCCUCACAAAACCACAAACUGGAUUUCAUAUUGCUUUUAAAAUGUUGGAUGCAGAUGGCAAUGAACAAGUUGAAAAAAAGGAGUUCUUUAAGCUUCAGAAAAUCAUUGGGAAGCAAGAUGACGGGAGAAAAGCUUCUGGACAUGAAACAGUGUCACAGGAACCAGAAUUGGAAGACUCCGCUGUUAAUACAACAUUGCUGGUGCACUUCUUUGGAAGAGCAGGAAAGGAGAAGCUUCGCUAUUCUGAGUUUUGCAGAUUUAUGGAAAAUUUACAAACAGAGGUGCAAGAAAUGGAAUUCAUACAGUUUUCAAGGGGUCUGAACUUCAUGAGAAAAGAGGACUUUGCAGAAUGGUUAUUGUAUUUCACUGAUGAGGAAAACAAUGAAAUUUACUGGCAAAAUGUGAAAGAGAGAAUCCAAGCAGGAGAGAAUAUCAGCUUGGAUGAAUUCAAGACAUUUUGCCAGUUUACAAAUCGCUUAGAAGACUUUUCUAUUGCCAUGCAAAUGUUUACUGUAGCUAAUCGUCCUGUUAAAUUGGCUGAGUUCAAGAGAGCUGUGAAAGUGGCAACAGGACAGGAGCUCUCAGACAAUGUUUUGGACACAGUCUUCAAGAUCUUUGAUUUAGAUGGAGAUAAUUGCCUCAGCCAUGGAGAGUUUCUGGGAGUAUUAAAGAACAGGAUGUAUCGAGGCUUAAGGGUACCACAACAGCAAGGGGUACAAGGAUACUGGAAGUGUGUGAAAAGAGAAAGCAUUAAAGGAGCAAAAGAAGUCUGGAAGCAAACUGGGAAAAGCCCUUUCUAAAUAAGUUACUUGUUCUUUUAUUACUAUAAAUGUCAGAGGUUGGGGUUUUCAUGUAUUUUUGUUUAUAUGCUGGCUAAAUCAUAUGCAAAUUUUUAUGCAACUUAAAUAUUUUAUGAAUCCAAUUUCUGAUACAAUAAUUUUACAAUGUUUAUCAGUGUAAUCAGGUUUGCCUGUGGAACUGUUAUGACAAAAGUAUACUCAUUCCAGGAAAUGCUAAAGUUUACAAAAAUGGACAUCAGCAGAAUUCUUGUGUGGGGACUGGCCUUGCUCUCUAGCAUGUUGGAUACCUGAGUUUUAGUACUGGUCACUUGCUGAGUGUGCUGCAGAAAUAGCAUUUAUAACCUGAGAAUGGAAGACCAGUAAUACAGCAAUAUAGUCCAACCCAAAAUGUACCUACCACUUUUCCUUUAUAGGGAUUGGGGGUUACAAAGGCACAGACUACCUGCACAAUCCCUAAGAGAUGCAAGAUUUUGGUAUCAAAAAGGAAAGCUUGACUGUAUUGUUUUGUGUGUCAUCACUAUUAUGAACUGCCCGUAAUCCAUAUGAAUGUACUUUUGUUUGCUGUCUUGGUAAUAAGAUUAACAUAUCUCAAUCAAAACUGGAAAUUUAAGACUGUUUACAGAGGCUUUGAAAAUUGUAAACUCUUUGUGAAAGUGAAUAGGCUCCUUAAGACCUCCUCAACAAACAGAAUAAAUUAGAAAAUUGAAGUAAAGACCUUUGUCAUUUUUUAAGAUUGUACUCAGUAUUGCUUGCAGUCGUCUUAAUCAUCUUGCUUUAGUCAUAACUUGGUGGUUCAGUGUUUAACAAACCGAACACUCCCUUUGUCCAUCUUUGUCCUACAAUUAUUUGUAACUGUUUUUUUUAUCUGAACAAAGGUGUCCUAGUGAGACUACAUUAUCUCAGGAGCCCAAGGUUACCAAGGCAGCGUCAUAUAAGUACAGAGAUAAAUAAAAAGUAAAGUAUUUAUUACCCCAGAAUACAAACAACAUAUAAUGAGAUACAAGCCCUUAAAUAGUGACAGAAGGAACAGGUUAAUGUGUAUGUGUAAUAUAUUUUCGGAUGUUUCCUUUAGCUCUGAGACAAGAUUAGCCUUCCUGCCCAGUCCACUGAAGGCUGGAAACUAGUCCUGUUUAUAAAGGCUCCAGGCUUCUCACCCCAUUUCCUAGCUUGUCCCAACCAGAGUAGAAAGUUUAGCCUUCCAAAAUGGCUGCCUUUGUUGUACUAACACUUCCCAGCCUGUCUUGUGAGCAUGUCUCAGAAAAGGCAGGCUGUGAGCAAAUACCUGCCCUCAUUUUAAACAUGACUGUCCACCAGUCUCCAAGUAGUUUUCUCUUCACUGCAUUGGCUUGGAAGCUCCUUUCCUUCCCUGGGCUUACAGAGGAGUUAGCUAUCAGGACCACCCUGAGAUGGAGAACACCAAGGACCCCUAAUAUGAGAUCAUCAAGAUCAUCACUACUCACCCUAGAAGAGAUAAUAGACCAAUACUUAAAGAAACCAUUGCUCAAUGAUGGUGCCCUCCCAGCCUCCCAAACAGUGUUAUUUGCUAAGCAUGCUAACUGAGACGCUAGGGAGAAAACAGCAAUGCCACCUGUCAGCUACCAUUAUCCUGCAUCACUCUGUCAUACUUCUGACUAUGGCAUGGUUAAAGAGAUAACACUUGUACUCCUGUUGUCUAUGGACAUGAAGAGGUCAUCCAGCAGAGCAGCAUCAUACCCUUCCUGCAUGGUCUUUCUUAAGAAUCAGAUACCAAUGACGACUCCUGUUCUGCCUCCAGGAAGCUACAGGGCUGAUAUGAAACACUCGGAAAUGUCUCCGUUCCUUUCUCAGAAACUGAACCCACAGAGUUGUUAUGGACAACAAGAAGAUUUCUGCUUUUAAAUAUUUGGGAGAUGCUCAGAUAUUGUGAUGAUGGGAGGCCAUAACUACCUAAGUGGAAGAUAGCUAACGGGGCAAAGCUAGGGCACUGUUUUGACAGCAGCCAAAAAAAA